Orussus abietinus is the source of this 1349-nucleotide messenger RNA. Its product is annotated as dipeptidase 1. The record is from RefSeq and is a predicted model, not a curated record. Bases 69 to 1349 code for a protein of 426 amino acids. Gene Ontology annotation, molecular function: metallodipeptidase activity. Lineage: Eukaryota; Metazoa; Arthropoda; Insecta; Hymenoptera; Orussidae. Gene Ontology annotation, biological process: proteolysis. The transcript has 8 exons.
GAAGACCCUUCGGCGCGGACACGCACCCCCUGAACAUGCUCUUCAAGGCGGGGACGUGAGCUUCGACCAUGCAGGUUGGAGGGCACAGCGACGUCUGGAGAGCGAGCCUGGUGAUCCUGAUCGGAAGCUGGAUAGGAAGGGUCGGUCCCAGACCGGCCGAAGGGGAGAUCGCCUCUCCAGGGUCGACCAGAGAGAGACUGGAGACGGUGCGCCAGGUGCUGGCGGAGGUGCCGCUCAUCGACGGGCACAAUGACCUCCCCUGGAACAUCAGGAACUUCGUUCACAACCAGCUGGCAGACUUCGACUUCGACAAGGACCUGCGCCAGGUCGCGCCCUGGAGCAAGAGCGCUUGGAGUCAGACCGACCUGCUCAGGUUGCGCGAGGGCAUGGUCGGCGGCCAGUUCUGGGCCGCCUACGUGCCGUGCGAGUCGCAGCAUCUCAACGCGGUCCAGCUGACUCUGGAGCAGGUGGACCUUAUCAAGAGGCUCAUAGAGAAGUAUUCGCAGCACAUGCAGUUCGCCGCGUCCUCCAGAGAGAUCCUGGAGGCCCACGGGAGGGGUAGGAUAGCUUCUUUAAUUGGAGUCGAGGGUGGCCAUAGCCUGGGGAGUAGUCUAGCCGUCCUGAGGACGCUUUACCAAUUAGGGGUGCGCUACUUGACGCUCACUCACACCUGCAACACCCCCUGGGCGAAAAGCUCCUCCGUGGAGCAGGAUCGCGACGACGCCGGGGGAGGUCUGACAGGCUUCGGCAAGGCGGUGGUCCGUGAGAUGAACAGGCUAGGGAUGCUGAUCGACCUGAGCCACACAGCCAGGGCGACCAUGAGGGACGCUUUGAGGGCCAGCAAAGCGCCCCUCAUCUUCUCCCACUCGUCGGCCUUCGCCAUUUGCAACUCCUCGAGGAACGUCCCGGACGACAUCCUGAAACAGCUGGCUGCCAACGGGGGCCUGGUAAUGGUCACCUUCUACAAUUAUUUCGUGAAAUGCGGCCCGCAAGCGACCGUGUCCGACGUGGCCGAGCACAUCUACUACAUCAGGAACCUGAUCGGCGUGGACCACAUCGGGGUCGGUGGCGACUUCGACGGCAUCAAUAAGACACCCAGGGGGCUCGAAGACGUCUCGAGGUACCCGGAAUUGUUCGCCGAGCUCCUUCGCAGCGGCAAGUGGGACGUCCUCGAUCUGAAGAAAGUAGCCGGUCUGAACCUUCUCCGAGUCCUCAGGCAGGUGGAGAGGGUACGGGACGACAUGCGAACGGCCGGAGUGAAACCGUCCGAGGAGUUCCUGGACUCGCCGGAUACCACCGGAAGCUGUGCCCUUGACAUCAACUCCGUGCACAGGCUGAUGGAGGUCUGA